CGCCUCUCCUCCCUGUCCCGCUGCGGUGACGGCGGCCCGGGGAACACCGGCUGGGCUCUGUACCGCGCACGUACCCCGAGCGCCCCUACGCGGAUCCUAGACGCCUCCUCUGCGCGCUGGUGUCACCCGGGCGCCGUGAAAGGCCAGGCUCCAACUGUCGCCGGGAUCCAAACAGCGUCUGCGACGCAGGGCCAGGCCGCCCCGGCGACCAGGAGACAACUCGGUUCCCGCCCAAGGCCUGGUGGAACAUGUUUUCGGGGACGCAGUUUGUGUGACAGUUGCUAGACUAUGUUUCCACUUCUGAUCGUACUCAGCCAGCUGACCAGACUUACCCUCGCGGUUCCUCACUGGACAAAAAGCCUAAAGGAUUCUGAACAUGUCCGAGAAGAAGAAGUCUUUGCAUCGAAAGCAGCAGCAAACGCCUUCGUGCACCGCCGCCUCCUGUACAAUAGGUUUGAUUUGGAGCUCUUCACGCCCGGGGACCUGGAGAGAGAGUGCUAUGAGGAGGUUUGCAGUUAUGAAGAAGCCAAAGAGAUUUUCAGGGAUGACGAGAAAACGAUUACAUUUUGGCGGGAUUACUCGUUGAAAGGACCGACCACACGAUCGGAUGCUAACAAAGAGAAAAUAGAUGUUAUGGGCCUUCUGACUGGACUAAUUGCUGCUGGAGUACUCUUGGUUAUUUUUGGCCUAUUUGGUUACUAUCUGUGCAUCACCAAGUGUAAUAGGCAGUCAUAUCUGGGUUCCUCAGCUGUCUACACAAGAAGGACCAGACACAUACCCUCCAUCAUUUUCAGAAGCCCUGAGGAGGUUGUCUUGUCUUCAUCACCACCUUCAGAGGACAUAGGGCUACCUUCCUAUGAACAGGCAGUAGCACUGACCAGAAAACACAGCAUCUCACCACCGCCUCCAUAUCCUGGGCCAGCAAAAGGAUUUAGGGUAUUUAAAAAGUCUAUGUCACUCCCAUCUCACUAAGCCCACCUUGCCGCCUUUCUGUAAGACAUUCAUGUGGUUUGAAUGAUUUGUUCUCCCUGAAACAAAAAAUGAUUUGCCUGUUCAGCUUUCUAUGACAAACUGCAAGGAAUAAAGAAGCAAUACAUACUGAA
This is a messenger RNA of Myodes glareolus (Bank vole), 1103 nucleotides long. Lineage: Eukaryota; Metazoa; Chordata; Mammalia; Rodentia; Cricetidae. The record is from RefSeq and is a predicted model, not a curated record.